Molecule: messenger RNA, 762 nt
Organism: Eremothecium sinecaudum
Lineage: Eukaryota; Fungi; Ascomycota; Saccharomycetes; Saccharomycetales; Saccharomycetaceae
Gene: TIM21
Product: Tim21p
Exons: 1
Coding region: 1-762 (253 amino acids)
Biological process (GO): protein import into mitochondrial matrix
Cellular component (GO): TIM23 mitochondrial import inner membrane translocase complex
Source: RefSeq, a predicted model, not a curated record
AUGAAUUGCAAACUAAGUGUACAAGAAUUUAAAGGUCGCCCUGCUAUGAUGCUUUUCCGUUUAGGUGGAGUGAGUCAGAGGACAGUCACGUAUAGGCAUGCUAUACCUAAAUGGGCAGGUGUAGGCCUAGUUAGACCCUUUGCAAUGACUGUUAGAGCAACGAUAUCAUCAGCUCGGUAUUCAACAUUCAAUGCAAACCAUAAUGAAAGCACUUCAAGUAAACAGAACAGGAAUAUUUUGAAGAGGGUUAAAUCCAUAAUUUCAUUUAGUGCUUCAGGUAUAUUAAUAGUGGGAGCGACUGGUAUAGCUGGGGUAGUGCUAUAUCUUAUUUUAUCUGAGCUAUUCUCUCCCACCGGUGACACGCAGCUAUUUAAUAGAGCAGUAAGCUAUGUUGAAGGCGAUGCUAACGCUCGUAAUCUAUUGCAAUGUUAUGAUCGUGAUCAGAAGAAGGAACGAUUGAAAGCGUAUGGAGACAGUUUGCAUGGUGAUAAAUGGACAAGAAAUAGGCCGAUUACUUCAACAAAAAGAGUAGAUAAAAAUGGUAAGGAGCACCAUUUCAUGAAAUUUCGAGUUGAAUCCGCGAAAGUGGUUGGGGUUGUAAGUUUAGAGGCUGUUCGAUCUGAUAAUUCAUAUAAAAUGGAUUUUCUGCAAAUGUACUUGGAUGUACCAGGUCACAAGAGGUACUAUCUUAUCAAACCUCAGCUGCCUGUUCCCAAGCCUAAAGGUUUCUUAGGUAUUAAUUGGGGGCCAAGAAAGGACUGA